This is a messenger RNA of Salvelinus fontinalis (brook trout), 2523 nucleotides long. Its product is annotated as natural killer cell receptor 2B4-like. Lineage: Eukaryota; Metazoa; Chordata; Actinopteri; Salmoniformes; Salmonidae. Bases 240 to 1217 code for a protein of 325 amino acids. The record is from RefSeq and is a predicted model, not a curated record. The transcript has 7 exons.
CACACCCACGCCUCAUCUUCUAACUCUCAAGCUGAGUGAAGAGGUAGAAUGUGACUUAUUUUUCAGCUAACAUACAGGAAUUAUUUUAUAGAACAGCAGCCCUCAUCAAAAGGAAGUCUCGGCUCUUUCUCCUCUCUGCUCUAGCUUCUCUGUGUGUUUUGGAUAGUCAACUGCUAGCUACCAGUGACAGUGAAAGACAAGGACAUACAGCCAGAGGAAACAGCCAACGCCUUUAAGAGAUGUCUGGUGGUCCCAUCUCCUGCUUCUCCAAACAGGGAAUACUACUUCUCCUACUCUCCAACCUCCACUAUGGUGUAGGUGUUCCUCUGAUCAUCAACAAGAGAGUGGGGGACUCCGUGGAGCUGCUGGCAGGCAUAGAGAAUGGACAUUUGAAAUCCUUGGUGUGGAAGUAUAUGGGAAAGGAAAUUGCAGAAUUCAACUCAGAAGUUGUAUAUUCACCUGGAUCCCAGUUUGAGGGGAGACUAAAGAUGAACACUAAAAACUUUAGUUUAACAGUCAGAGAGCUGACACUGCAAGACUCAGGGGAUUUUCUACUUACAGGCGAAGGGGAUAAAGGUCAGAUUGACAGUAAGACCAUCACUCUGAAGGUCCACGAGCCUAUAUCUAAGGUGGCGAUCCAGACAGACAUCAAACUAUUGGCCAACCACUCCUGUACGAUACGGCUGGUGUGCAACGUGUCCUGCUACCACAACAUUACUUACACCUGGGAGAGAGACAAUGAGAUCUACGGGGAUGCCCAGCAGAUUUACUUCUCUCUCUCACCAGCCGAGAGAAACAUCAGUGUAAAGUGCAACGCCACCAACCUAGUCAGUUGGAAAACUGCCUCUGCAACAGUAAAGUGCAGUAAUGACACAACCACCCCAGAAUAUGUGACAGGACUGGCGUGGUAUACCAUCUACAUUGGAGUAACAGUGGGAGGUGCUGUGGUGCUGAUCCUCACUGUAGCUGUGGUAGUGUGCUACUGCAGGGGCCGAAAUAACACAGAAGAUCUAACUGACAACACAAUAUAUGCUGAUGUUAUGGACAACACAAGAAGUAGAGAUACAAGAUCAAACAGUCAGGUAAACCCAAUAUCCAUCUAUGAAACUGUCAGUGAUCUGGUUAUCCCAAGAUUGAACAAGCCGCAGACUCUGUAUGACAAGAUUACAUUUGGACGCCCAGAAGGCCCCCAGUCUCCCUACCAGGAAGUACUGUGAGCUGAACAGGAUGAGGUCAUAGGCUGGGCCUUCCAUAGAACCCUCUGCAUCCUCUGCAUCUUACACGUGUAUAUUCUGUAGAUAGGCCUAGAUGUUACUGUUUAAUUUCAUCACAACCUACACUAUUUGCUUUAUUUCCUUCUCCCUUUGAUGAUUCUCAUAUAUACGGUAUAUCAUAAUGCCUUAUAUCUUUCUUUGAAGGCCUAGUUACAGUUAGAAGAUUCGGAAAUGUGUAAUAAGCAGUAGAAGGCGUGGUGAUCAGACAAGCUCAUAUAAAAAAAUUAUAUUUUCAAGAUUAAAGAAAAUUGUUUUAGAUACUAGUAUGACAUUGAUUAGUUAGGUUGAUGUAGUCUUUUGCGUUAGGAUUAUGUGCUCGCCAGGCAUCAAUGAGGUUGUAAUCAGAGAGUAUAUGCUUUAGAGCCUUGGUUGCGUGUUGAUUGUAGAUGAUCUUAUUUGAUUUGUUCGCAUGUCCAAAAUGGCAUUCAUGUCUGUCCCAAUAAUCAGAUGGAAUUCCGUUCAUUCUAAAAAAAAUAUGCUGUUCAGAGAAUCAAAAAGAAUUCUACCCUAUUUGCAUGCCUUGAGUGCUUUGCAUUUAGAGUGAAUUGUAAUUAACACUCACGACUGUAUUUGUUAGCAGCAGAGGCAUGAUUGUUUUAUUGAAUGGUUUUCAGUACUGUAGCCUUCACCAAGUGAAUGUCUAAGUGGAUAUGUUAUCUUUAAAAUUAAACUCAUUAUGACAACACAUUACAUAUAUCAUAAAGCCCCUGAGGGCCUAGUUACACCCUAACACACUGGUCUGAAACUCCUGGUUUAGUCAAAUUAUGCCGGCUUGCAAAGGGAUGUGUCAUUUCUAUUAGAAUCCAGUCAAAGUUAGGAUAUCCAACUAUUUAACAUUUCAGUCACAUGCAACCUGCAUUCAGAAUGACUGUUGGGGUAGAGAAGAUUGAUUAUUGAGACUACCUAACUCAUAUAAACUGGAACAAACAUAUCAGUAAUGUGUGAAAUAAGUCCAACUACUAACAGAUUGGAUUCGUUUAGAAAAAUGUAUGUUAUCUAUAUUUGUUUUGCAGAAGAUUAAUCAACCAGUCAUCGUACAUGCAAAUACACAGGUAUUGAAAGAAACCAUUCUGAAAAUCAACCGCAAGAGAUCAUACUGGAAUAAUGAUAAUGAUGAUGAUUGGUGUGUUUUUGAGUUGUUACAUACAUUUUGUAUUUUACUCAACAAGCUUGUUCAAAUACAACUGACUUCAAGCAGAGAUGGUGAUAAAAGACUCACACUUUGGCUCAAAUUCUUGUCAUUUUUAAG